UAUAUCCUCAUCUAGAAAGUGCCAACAUGGCUACAAAUGAAGGAACUCUCGUGAGCCUUGAGCAAGAAAAGCAGUUCCAGUUUAAUUACAGGAAAAGGAUAAAUGGUUUGAAAUUGAUCAGGAGGGGUUCUAAACACCAGGCCAUUGUUAGGAAAGACGUCAUAAAGAAAAUCCAACCGUUCGAUCCAAAUCUCUACGAAAGGCUCAUGAAAAGGGAGAUAAGCGAAUGGGACAUAAAAUACGAUUUUUGGUACUCUCCGGAGGACAGAGGCAAUAUUUUGCCAUAUUUAGGUUUAAGCGUUUUUACCGAUUUUAAGAGGAUGCCGGAAAUUCUAAAAGAGAAUCCUGAAGAAUUGUGGCAGCUUAACGAGCACAGUCCUUUUCCAGACGAAGUAGAAAUAGUUGUGCCUGAGGGCCGUUCUUUCAAAAGAUACAUUAGGCCGAAGGGAGACCUCGAUACCCCUUUCACAAAGGACAAUAUUAUUGAGAUGCUGAGCAGCCUUCCCUGGAAGAAAUACACUCAGUAAUUAAGGGCUAUCCCCAAACCAAAAAAAGCCGCACAGGAGAAGUAGAGUUACAGCAUCGAUUUUGUGUAGUUAGAUAAAACUACAGAUAGACAUAAGCAAUUUUCUUAUUACUGUAGAAAGAAGUAUGUGUACAACAAUAAAA
Molecule: messenger RNA, 669 nt
Organism: Pocillopora damicornis (cauliflower coral)
Lineage: Eukaryota; Metazoa; Cnidaria; Anthozoa; Scleractinia; Pocilloporidae
Source: RefSeq, a predicted model, not a curated record